This is a messenger RNA of Didymodactylos carnosus, 520 nucleotides long. The record is from the annotation of a GenBank genome assembly. NCBI's taxonomy places the organism in Eukaryota, Metazoa, Rotifera, Eurotatoria, Philodinida, Philodinidae.
GUUUCUUUUUUUUUGUUAGGCAGUGGUAUUUGAUAUCUAACAAUUUUUCAGUAUGUUGUAGGAUCAGGAUAAAACAGUAAUGCAAUCAACACAACGACGGGAUACAAUGUAUGAAGUUGUAGCCGAAGUGAAUGCAAUAUUUAUGGACUUUUCUCGUUUUCAAUUGGCACAUAAUACGAUGGUAGAGAAAUUAGAUACACCCGUUGUUAGGGUGUUAGAACCACAAUUCUUUCAUUCAACGUUACGAUUAGAAAAUUUAAAACGUCAAGCAUCUGUGCAAGCAAUUCGAAAUGCUAAACAUAUAGCGGAAGAUGUAGCUCGAACUGUUGGCUUACACGUUGGAAAACCGACGAUAGUUAGCGAAGAUAGUUAUCAAGAAAAAGAAGGUGUUCCACUAUCGAAUAAUGCUGAUAAUGUCAAUAAUAUUGGCAUGAUGCACACGUUUCAGAAUCUCGUCAAUGCACGCAUAGUCACUGUAAAUGUUUCAUUGAGUGUAACAUUUGAAUUGAAAGUACAAGAA